This is a messenger RNA of Cyclospora cayetanensis, 504 nucleotides long. RefSeq names its product protein SEY1 homolog. Lineage: Eukaryota; Apicomplexa; Conoidasida; Eucoccidiorida; Eimeriidae. Bases 1 to 504 code for a protein of 167 amino acids. The transcript has 3 exons. The record is from RefSeq and is a predicted model, not a curated record.
AUGUAUGCAGGGAGAUAUAAACGGUCACAUACGUCACGGCUGCUCCUCGGGGCUUCCUUAGGUCCGUGCAUGCAGCAUGCGCCAGCAGCAGCAGGCCCUGCCGCUACUGCAGCUUCAUCGAGUGGCGCUGGCAGGAAGUGGAAGCGCCGAGAAGGUGCAGAUUUGAGUCUUAUUGUUGUACAGGAGGACGUGGAGGCGUCGAGGGUCGGUGCUGCCUCGUGGGCUGCUGCUUACGCCGGUCCUUCUUCCCAGCUCCCUCGGUGCCUCUGUUGCUGCUGCGGCAUGCCAGGGCGUUUCAGGUGCACUGCAUGCUUCAAGAAGCGCAGCACCAACACCAGCAACAGUGGUGGAGGACGUAUGGGAACGGCUGGAGGGGCUGCUACAGCGCAAGCAGCAACUUCAUCAGGGGGGCCCACGGGAAAGUACUUGUGCAGCGCAGAGUGUUUAUCGCUGCACCGAGCAGCGGACUGUACGCCACGCCAUAUGCUCAACUGGCUCGGCUAG